Molecule: messenger RNA, 8196 nt
Organism: Colossoma macropomum (tambaqui)
Lineage: Eukaryota; Metazoa; Chordata; Actinopteri; Characiformes; Serrasalmidae
Gene: tg
Product: thyroglobulin
Biological process (GO): thyroid hormone generation
Source: RefSeq, a predicted model, not a curated record
AUGAAGAUGAACUUCUUUUGGGCUUUGCUUUUACUGCUCAGCAGCUACUGUGUCACUCAAGGCAAGAUUUCAGAGUACCAGCUGGAGUCAGAGACCCGCAGUCAGUGUGAACUACUGAGAGGUGUUGGGUCAGCUCAGCAGAAUGACCACAUUCCCCAGUGCUCAGAGGAUGGCCGCUACAGACAUGUUCAGUGUAAUAAUGGUGGGGAGUGCUGGUGUGUGAAUGGAGAUGGAACAGAAAUUCCUGGAAGCCGACAGAACGGUUCUGUGGUGCAUUGCUUGACUUCGUGCCAGCUGCAGAGACAGAGGGCAAUGCUGAGUGGGGAUGCCGUUCUGGUGCCUCGCUGCUUGGACUCAGGUGAAUAUGAGCCUGUGCAGUGUGAUGGGGCUCUGGCUCAGUGCUGGUGUGUGGACCUGGAGGGCAUGGAGAUCUAUGGCACACGGCAAAAUGGAAGACCAUCCAUGUGUCCCAGUGUUUGUGAAGUGAGACAGCGCCGGCUUCUUCACGGCGUUGGAGAGGCCUCUCCUCCACAGUGCUCAGAUGAUGGCAGUUUCCUUCCUGUGCAGUGCAAGUUAAUCAACACCACCAAUAUGAUGGUCUUUGAUCUGUUACAUGCCUUUAACAGACUUCCAGAGGUGUUCCAGACAUUCAGUGGUUUUAGAAAGGCCUUCCCUGAACUGUCAAGCUACUGCUUCUGUGCUGACACUCGAGGCAGAGAGCUUCCCAGCACUGGACUGGAGCUGCUGAUGGAUGAGGUGUAUGACACAGCGUUCUCAGGCCUGGAUGCAGGACGCUCCUUCUCUCAGUCCAACAUGUACCGCAUCCUGCAAAGGAGAUACUUCGCCGUCCAGCUGGCCUUGACUGGAAGAUUUAGAUGUCCAACACCUUGUGAAAGUGAACGAUCUGCAAGCUCCCAGGCUGGCAACGUCUUUGUGCCCUCCUGUGAUGCCCGUGGACAAUACCUGCCCACUCAGUGCCAGGCUGGUGGACAGUGCUGGUGUGUGAGCUCUGAUGGCAAGGAAAUCUUUGGGACUCGUCAGCGUGGAGUUCCUGACUGUAGCACAGGAGGAAAAGACUGCCGUACUGAGAGGAGACAAGCCAUGUCCAGGCUGUUUUACGGCCCAGCUGGACACUUCAGCCAGAACGACGUGUUCUCAACCUCUCAAGCCAAUACGCAGGGAGACGCCUCUCCUCUUGCACCGUGCAGCCCAGAAUUCCAAGAGCUCUUGUCCAGCUCCGGCCUUGCCAGAUCCUUGCCGGAGUCAGAACACUCAGAAAUUGGUGACAUAAUGGCUGAGCUUGUUCAGGGAAUGUUCCCCACAGGAGCUCUUGCUCUAAAGGCCUUGUCCCUCACCACUAAUCCUAAGAGACUCCAGGAGAAUCUCUUUGGAGGCAAAUUCUUGAAGAAUGCAGGCAAUUUCAACUUCACUGGCACCGUUGGUACCAGAGGCACUUUGAGUUUCAGUCAAGCCUUUGCUCAGGUUGGCCUGACCCAGAAUGGUGAAGACUUACAGCAGCUAGCCAAGAUCUUUUCAGCCGAGUCUGUUAGUCUGAACCUUGACCAGGAGAUUUCAGAUACAUACGGUCGCUCUGUCAACCUUCAGCGCAACAGGAAUUUGAUCAAGCUUAUUGGAAAUACGCUAGAAAACGAGCAGUUUUUUACUACUCUACGAGAGGCCAUCACUUUGCUCAAGGCAGAAGACAGUGCCCAGCUGGGCCGUCUUUUCCAGACAGUGUUCCAGAGUCAUGACAUUUGCAGGUCAGCUGCUUCCCCUUCAUCUCUGUAUGUACCCCAGUGCACUGAAGAUGGCCAGUAUCAAGCAGUCCAGUGCCAGGGAUCUGAGUGCUGGUGUGUUGACUCCCAGGGCCUAGAGAUUGCAGGCUCUCGUUCCACAGGCUACAGACCGAGAUGCCCAUCCCAGUGUGAGAAGGAGCGCAUGAUGGCCAUAGCAGUCAAAGCCAGCAGCUCAGCAGGUUCUGAGGUGUUUAUCCCUAAGUGUAAGGAAGAUGGAGAGUAUGUGCCAUUGCAGUGCCUUGGAAAGAGUUGCUUCUGCAUGGACCGCACUGGAGCCAAACACAACACAUUGGUUUCUGGAAGCACCCCACAGUGUCCGACAGAUUGCCAGAUUACUGCAAGCCGGUAUUUCCUGAACACAGUCAGUUCCGUACUGGCCAACCUCUCUUCCAUAUCACAGCUUUCUAAUGUCUAUAUCCCUCGCUGUGCUUCGGAUGGCAGCUGGCACCAGAUCCAAUGUGAUGGCCCUCCUGAACAAGCAUUUGAUUUCUACAGUGAGUGGAACCGAGUCAACAAUGCUGGACAACAGCUGCCUGUUUUGGAACUCCUUGGAAUUCUACAAGAAUAUGCAAAAAAUCCACAAGCAAUGGCAUCAUUCAAAGGCUUCCUUUCUGCAUUAUUCCAAGCUGAACACCAAAAGGUAUUCUCAGCUCUAUCCAAAUUUGGAGCAUUCUCAGAACUUCCGUCUGAAAUCUUAGAUGGGAAUGCUCAAGCUGUGUUCGGACCAUCUAUUUUUCUGAACCCUCUGUCUCUAUGGAGUCUAUUAAGAGGGGACAUUACCCAGUAUCCAGGCCCACUGUCAGACUUCAGUGCUCCUCUGGGUCACUUUAACCUUCGCCGUUGCUGGUGUGCUAACCAGAAAGGGGAAAUGAUAGAUGACAUCAAAGCUUCAGUCAACCAAGUCCCAAAAUGUCCAGGGCCAUGUUCUCUUGUGAAAGGUCAGGUUGAUAAGUUCCUGGCAGAAGCAGAGAGACUGAUAACUUUCUCAAACAGCUCUUAUAUACCUGUGGGUUACAGCUUUCUCCUGGCUGAAAGUGUGAAUCUGAGCCGUGAAGCGAUGCAGCAGACUUUCAGUUCUGGGUUUCAGCUUUCGGAGGACUUUAUGAGCAAUACCAACUCGGCCCUUCGCCUCGCAGCACAUUCUACCCUUCAUUUCUACUGGCAGAGCAGCCUAAUGACCAGUGAAAGAGACAGACAGAGUCUAGCUCUUGGCUACGAGCCCUAUAGUCCACAGUGUGAUGCCUAUGGCCAGUGGCUGCCCAGACAAUGUUAUCCAAGCACAGGUCACAGUUGGUGUGUAAAUGAAGAAGGAGGAUACAUCCCUGGAUCUCUGACUGCUCGUGCCAUUCAGCCCCCACAAUGCCAAACUACAUGCCAGAGAUUACAAGCUCAUUUCAUUUUGUCUGUUUGGACAAAGUCAACCUCUGACAUGUCUUUCUCCUAUAGCCCAUCAUGCGAGGAAGAUGGUGAGUUUUCGGUGCUCCAGAGGAAUGGUGCAGUCAGCUCUGUGGCGUCGUGUGUCAGUCCUGUUACUGGAAAGAUGAUCCAACCAGCCAUCCUGAGCCCUGCUGGAGACCUACAGUGUCCUGGUUGGUGUGCUCUUCAGCAGAAGCUGGCUGCUGAGAGAGAGGCUGGUGUUGGCUAUGAACCGGAGUGUGUAGAGGAGGGAAGACAGUUCUCGCCUCGACAGUGUGACGCAUCUUACUGUUGGUGUGUUUCUGAGAGCGGCCAGGAGCUCCCUGCUACACGCGUUGACCGAAGCUCAGGGAAAACACCAUCCUGUGACUCCCCUCAGUGUCCUCUCCCCUUUGGCAACUCCAUUUCCCAUGGUGCCAUUGUCUGUGACAGUGAAACUGUGGCAGGUGAACAGAGGCAGCGCUGCAGGGUUUUCUGUCAGCAGGGUUACAUUACUGCCUUUCCUGUGGACAGCUUCUUCUGUGACACUGUGACCAAAACCUGGCUGAGUGAUGCUCCUCUCUCCUAUACCUGUCAAAGAGCCCAGCCGCUGCAGACAGUGCAGGUGACUUCAGUGCUGCAGCUGUCUGUGGCGGAGGGUCAGCAGGACUGCAGUGGUCAACGUUCUGCGCUGCAGGCCUCUCUGCUGCAUGACAUGAGGGCAGCAGGACUCUGCAGCUUACAGCUGUCUUCAGGUCAGUACGGCUUUCUGUCAGUGUGCGAUGAGUCGUCGGUCUCUCUGGAGUGUGUGAGCGAGCAAAGCCUGACUGCAACCAUCACACUUAAAGCCCGUCUCUAUGACCUGCCAGUCAAUGUCCUGCCUGAUCUCCAUGACAUUGACACUGUGCUCAGCAGUGAGAAGAUUCUGGAUGGUUUGAUGGAAAUGGUCAGAAGUGGAUCAUACCGGUCAGUCUUUGUGUCAGAGCGUGCUGUGGGCUUCUCCUCACCGGCCUAUUUCAGCUGCUCCGUGGGCUAUCAGCAGCUUCCAGACUCCACUGGGUGUGUGGUGUGUCCAGCUGGGUCAUUCUACAGUGGCGGUAGGUGUGAUGCAUGUCCUCAUGGUUCAUAUCAGGCUGAGACUGGCAAAGAGUUCUGCUCCCCCUGUCCUUCAGGAACCUCCACUGCAGCCCCGGGAGCCUUCAGCCCCUCUCACUGUGUUUCAGCAUGUCAGAAAAGUAAGCUCAGAUGCACAGAUAGAGGAGACUUUGUUUCAGCCCAGAGGCAUUUCCAGUCUGGCAAGUGGCUGUGCAUCACUUCACAGGGAGAGGAACUCUCCUGGACAUCUGCAGAUGAGCAGAUCAGUGCAGAGCAAUGCAAAGUAUUGGAGAAAUUUGAGGCUGUUCCAGUUUCAUCAUUGCUGUUGGAUUCUGUGGAUGCUGUGGUUUUACGCUCUGACUCCUCUUCACAGCCACUGGAGACUCAGCUCAGGGAGUGUGUGUUAGAUUGUGCCAAAGAUGACUCUUGCCAACAUGUUGCUGUUUACCAUGAGGGAGCACUAACCCUCUGUGACCUCUACAGCAUGAGCGCAGCUAACAUUGUGUGCAGAACCUCUCAGCAAAGAAAAGGAUUUCUGGGAAAUGAAGGAUCUGAAACCUUCCAGACUCUGAGCUGCUUGCUGAAAGUGAAAGUCGGGGACAAGCCCAAUCUCACAGUGCUCAGAAAGAAAGGUCAUGAAUUCAGCACAGCGGGCCAGAAGAGCUUUGAGCGGCUGAGUUUUCACAAGGCGAGUUCUGGAGUAUACCGGACUCUUGUGUUUGAGGCUCCUGGGGCAACUCUGGCUGAUGUACACCGCUUCUGUGUGGACUCCUGCAGUCAGGAGAGCUGCUGUGAUGGCUUCAUCCUCAACCAGAAUGUCCUCAAUGGAGGUUCUGUGAUGUGCGGUCUACUGAGUUUUCCUGCUGUGCUGCAGUGCAGUGAAGAUGACUGGGAUGUGAGUGCUGUGGCCUCCUCAAGCCGCAUCUGUGGAGCUGGACUCAAAUACAACAAGCAGCAGAAACGCUUUACUUUUGAGUUUGGUGGACAGAACUUCACCAUCACUGAUACAGCUUUGCCAACAUCAAGCAAAAAUAAAACUGAUUACCAGGCCACUAUCAUUGGCUUCCAGCGUGUCUACCUGUGGAAUGAGUCAGAUAUGAGUACUCGGCUGAGGGUUGAUGGAGCCUGUCAAGGAGCAGCUCUUCUGGAAGCUCCCAGACUGACCCUCUCUGAUUCAGUGAAAGAAACUUUUGAUGCUCUGGACAGUGGUGAUGUAAGGAUCGACUCAGAAAAGAAUACACCCAGACAACAGUACUGGGUCUUCAAACGCCAGUUCACUAAGGAAGAAGCCCAGCUCUGGUGCCUCAAACGUUGUGUGGAGGAGGAGCUGUGUCAUGUGGCUGACCUUCGAGAUGAAGGCUCUGUGUAUUUUGCAUGCGUACUGUAUCCAGACACACGUGUGUGUGGGGCCUACGAUAAGCCUCUGAGACAGGCCUGUAUUCUCGUGUUGCCCCAGGACACACACAGUGCCCACCGGAAGAAGGUUGAUUUAACAGGCAGCGUGGAGAGCUUCUAUAGCCGCGUGCCAUUUAAAAAGAUGGUGUCUUAUUCCGUCCGCAGCAGAGACAGUGUGUCCAGCAAGCCCAUUACUGAAGGGUUUUUUGAGUGUGAGAGGCGCUGUGAUGAGGACCCUUGCUGCAGGGGCAUUGGAUAUGUCCGAGAUACUGAAGCUGCUGAUAUGUUGUGUCUGACUCUGAAUAGUCUGGGCAUUCAGACGUGUGGGGAAGAUGACCGCACUGAGUGGAGAGUGCAGGACUGCUCCCCUUCAAAAGUGCAGACUGGACUCUACCCCUUUGGCUGGUAUGAGAAACCAGUGAAUCAGUGGACACAAAGUCCUGGUAUUUGUCCUUCCUUCAAGCUUCGCUCUCCCUCAAAAGCUGUUAAUUUGAAUGACUGGAAGCUGGUAAAUGCAUCAUCUGUCCUUGUGGACCCGUCUGUCUCCACGUUUGACAUAGUUCAUAUCAGCAGAGACAUUGCAGAGGAGCUGGAUGGAGUGCGUGAUUGGUGCCUGGCUGCCUGUGAGGAGAAUGAUUCGUGUUCUGCUGUGUCAGUGGCCAGUAGAGAGUCUGCAGUUAGAUGUGUGAUGUAUCCAGACACUCAUAUCUGUCUGCCGUCGUCCAGCAGCCAGCACUGUGUCUUCCUCACUAAAGAACCUGCUGAAUAUGUGUACCUUAAAACAGUUUUGAAGCCAAAGCUGACCUCAGUCUCCAUCCCUGGCCAUGGAACGCUCCUUGGUGAAAACGGGGUGAAGCUGAUUGGUGCAGACAGCAAGAGUGUGACUUAUUUCCUGGGGGUGCCUUAUGCUCGUCCACCGAUUGGACAGCUUCGCUUCAGUGCCCCGCAACCAGCUGACUGGACAGGAUCCUGGAAUGCCACGUUUGCUCGACCCAGUUGUCUUCAACCUGGUGACACCACUGACUCACGUUCCAGUGAAGACUGUCUCUACUUGAAUAUAUUUGUACCAGGCAGUGUGAGUCAGGGUGCACCAGUUCUCAUGUUUUUCCAUAACUCUGGCUCCGGCCUGCUGGAUGGCUCUUACCUUGCUGCUGUAGGAGACAUCAUUGUGGUGACAGCCAACUUCAGGGUUGCUGCUUUUGGGUUCCUUAGCACAGGUUCCAGCGCUCUUCCGGAGAACUAUGGGCUGCAGGACCAGGCAGCAGCACUUGGGUGGGUACAGGAGAACAUUGCUCUUUUCGGAGGAGAUCCCACCAGGGUGACUGUGGGAGCAGACAGAAACGGUGCUGACAUUGCCAGUCUUCAUCUCUUCUCAUCCUCAUCUCUCUUCCACCAGGCUCUGCUCAUGGGUGGUUCAGCGUUCUCUCCAGCAGUGGUAAUGAGUAAGCAGAAGGCCCAGGAGCAGGCUGUGUCUCUAGGCAGAGAGCUGGGCUGCUCAUCCUCUGAACCUGCACAGCUACUGACGUGUCUGAGAGAGCAACCAGCUCAGGGCAUCAACGGUGCACAGACCAAGUUAUUGGCAGUGAGUGGUCCUCUGCAGGCCUGGUCACCCGUGGUGGAUGGUGUGGUGGUGAGAGAGCAGCCUUUCACCGCUCUGAACUCCGGCCGCUUUCACCAAGUCCCGCUGCUGCUGGGAUCUUCAGCGGAGGACGGACUGAUCAGCAGAGCUAAAAACAUCAAGAACUUUGAGCAGCUCCAGGGAAGAGCAGACAGUAAAACAGCUUUCUAUGAGGCUCUGUCCAAUUCCCUUGGAGGAGAUGAUGCCAAUGUGUUUGUGAAGGAAGCAGCUACGUGGUUCUACUCUCUUCAGCACUCUCCAACUCCCUCUGGCUACAACGUCUUCUCCCGCGCUCUAGAGAAUGCAACAAGGGAUUUCUUCAUCACCUGCCCCUCUGUGGACAUGGCCAGCUUCUGGGCCGCCCACACUCGGUUCAGUGUUUACGUGUACCACCUGCCUGACUACAUGGCACACAGCAGUGCUGAACUGUCAGCUCCUCUGGAUAUGCAGUAUGUGUUUGGAGUGCCACAUUUUCCAGAAACACGAGAACUCUUCACCUCCACUGAGAGAACACUCUCUGUGCAGAUCAUGAGCUACAUGGCCAACUUCAUCAAGACUGGAACCCCUAAUCUGCCUCUCUCAGUGUCCACAACGUCCUUGGGUGAGGUUUUGCCUCCCUGGCCUCAAUUUCUGCCCCACCCAAGCGGGCAGAACUAUAAGGAGCUGUCCCCUAGCCUCAGCAACCGCAAGAGCCUGCAGUCGGCACAGUGCUCCUUCUGGUCCCAAUACGUGCCAGUCCUGAGCGCCUCCACUGGCAAACUCCUGCGUGAAAAUGCAGUGGGAGACACUGGAGCAUCUCAACUUCCAACAUCAGAGACAAAGCCAGUGCUUUUGUCUGAUUUCAGCUCUUCAGUGACUCAGAGCAAACCCAAAUCUGAGAAAGAUGCUUAUAAUUAA